Molecule: messenger RNA, 1491 nt
Organism: Prunus armeniaca (apricot)
Lineage: Eukaryota; Viridiplantae; Streptophyta; Magnoliopsida; Rosales; Rosaceae
Source: the annotation of a GenBank genome assembly
AUGCAAAACAAGCCUUGUUUACUUCUUUUCUUAGUUCUCAUUCUUUCUUGCUUCAUAGCUCAAAUCCUUGGGAACAAGCAAUCACAAGCACUUGCUCAGCUUUACAAGUCCAAGUUGAAGGAAGGUGCGGGCAUCGACACAAGCCAAUUCGAGGCAAUUCUUCACGCCAAUGGAGCCAAAAUUCAUCCUCAGGAGGGGUUGAAGGAGAAGGACAGGAUUGAUAGCUUGCCUGGACAACCCCAUGUGAAUUUCUCUCAGUAUGGUGGGUAUGUUACAGUGGAUAAAGAAGCAGGUCGUGCACUCUUUUACUAUUUUGUUGAAGCGGAGAAGACGAAGGAUUCCUCACGUCUUCUUCUAUGGCUCAAUGGAGGACCUGGAUGUUCUUCUCUUGGCUAUGGAGCAAUGCUAGAGCUUGGACCGUUCCGAAUCCACAGCGAUGGAAAAACACUUUACAGAAACAGAUUUUCAUGGAACCAUGCUGCUAAUGUUUUGUUCCUUGAGUCCCCUGCCGGGGUUGGAUUUUCUUACUCAAAUAAAACAUCUGAUUAUGAUGCCAGCGGGGAUAGAAUAACAGCUGCAGAUAAUUAUGUGUUUUUGGUGAAUUGGUUGGAGAGAUUUCCAGAAUACAAGGACAGAGAGUUCUAUAUUUCUGGUGAAAGCUAUGCAGGGCAUUAUGUACCUCAACUUGCACAUACUAUUCUUUACCAUAAUAAGAGGGCUAACAAGACAAUUAUCAACCUCAAGGGCAUAAUGAUUGGAAAUGCAGUGAUUAACGAUGAAACUGAUUCAAGAGGAAUGUACGACUACUUAGCAAGCCACGCCCUCAUUUCGGAUCAAACUGCAAACAAAAUCAACAAAUAUUGUGAUUUUUCACCCAAUGCCACAAAGCAGCCUAAGGCGUGCAGUGAUGCGGCUGAUGCUGCGGCUAAGGAUACCUAUUACAUUGACAUUUACAACAUCUAUGCCUCCUCAUGCGUUUCCUCCAACCUCACUGCAAAACCCAAAAAGGCUUCAAUAUUCGAAUUCGACCCGUGCAGCGAGUACUAUGCUUAUGCUUAUUUUAACCGGCCAGACGUUCAACAAGCUCUCCAUGCCAAUGUCACUAAACUCACACAUGACUGGGAACCAUGCAGUGAUGUUAUCGCAAACUGGGCCGAUGGUGCAUCGACCGUACUGCCCCUUUUAAAAGAGUUCCUGGCUAAUGAUGUUCGACUGUGGAUUUUUAGUGGAGACAUAGAUGCAAGGGUACCAGUCACUUCAACAAAAUAUUCUAUUGAAAAGCUGAAUCUUCCAAUAAAGACUGAAUGGCAUGCUUGGUUUCUUGGUGGAGAGGUUGGUGGUUACACACAAGUGUAUGAAGGAGAGCUAACAUUUGCUACAGUGAGAGGGGCAGGGCAUCAAGUGCCAAGCUAUCAGCCUGCAAGAGGACUUUCCCUCAUCAAGCACUUCCUUGAUGGCACACCACUCCCUAAUACUACAAGACAUACUUAA